Molecule: messenger RNA, 726 nt
Organism: Camellia sinensis
Lineage: Eukaryota; Viridiplantae; Streptophyta; Magnoliopsida; Ericales; Theaceae
Source: RefSeq, a predicted model, not a curated record
AUGACGUUGGAGGACAAAGACUUGGCCCCUGCGACGUCCCCUUUGGUUGGCUUCAAUUCUCAGCGAGAAUGGCCGGUAGGGAAGAUCAUACUGCCAGUCAAAGCGAGUUCAGUCACAAAGCAAGUAGAGUUCUGGGUGCUCAAAGUCCCAUCCACCUACAACUUAAUUUUAGGCAGGGCCUGGUUGCACACCAUGCAAGCAGUAGCGUCGACUUACCAUCAGGUCUUGCGCUUCCCAGCGCCAAACGGACAAAUAGAUGAAGUUUGGGGAGACCAGGUGAUGGCGAAACAAUGCUUCGUUGCGGUAAAUGGCAGCCGAGCAGCUAAAGGAUUUGUCCAAAUGAUUGAGGGACCCGAGGGAAAGGAGGUCCUUGAAGACGUAGGAAGAAAGGUCGAGGAAAAAUCGGUCGAGGAUUUGGUGGAAGUGCGCAUCGACGAGAAUGACCCAACUAAGUUCUUCCUCUUGGGAUCAUCUUUGUCUAGCGCCGAGCAGAUGGAUUAUGACAACUUCUUGGUUUCUAACGUGGAGGCUUUUGCAUGGACGCCUUACGAUAUGCCUGGCGUCGACCCUAACUUCAUUUGCCAUCAGUUGAAUGUUUUCCCAAAUGCGCGGCCGGUCAUUCAGAGGACUCGCCGCUCGGCUCUGCACCAUGCCGAGGUAGUGGCAGAAGAGGUCAAAAAUCUGUUGGAAGCAGGAGCGAUAGAAGAAGUGCAAUACCCUCGUUGA